GAUAGUUGAGUCGACUGAAAAAGAGACGCGAACUAGCACUUACGUCACUCCACUGGGUUUUCUGCGAUAAGUUGUAGGAAAUCGACUUUAAGAUUUAUUUUGGUCAAGUUCUGACCGUUUGGGAUAUGUUUUGAUAUACUACAUUGUAGGAUUAUUGCUUUGAGUUUCUGUGUAUUUCCUGAAGAAAGAAACAAUGGCAGAUUUCUUUGAGGAAGAAGCAGAAGUAUCAGAUGAAGAUGCUCCAGCAAGCAGUGAUGAGGAAGAGGAAGAAUAUGAAGAAGAUAUUGAUGAAGGGGCUAAUGUUCCUGAUCUGAUCAACGAUGAUGAAGAAGUAGAAAAUGAUUCUGAGGGAGAAGAGAUUGGUAGAAAGAAAAAAAGAAAACACAGAGCAGAUUAUGAUGAAAGGCUGGAAGAUGAAGAUUAUGAUCUGAUUGAAGAGAACUUGGGAGUCAAAGUUGAGAGGAAAAAGUUUCGUAGAGUGCGUCAGAUCUCUGAGGAGGAUGAUAGUGGAAGUGAGGAUGGAGGAGCAGGAACAUCAAGGGAGUUAGAUGACAGAGAUGCUAUCGCCAAGGAAAUCUUUGCUGGCGAGGAAGAAGAGGGCGAACUUAGUCCUGGAGAAGCUGAGGAUCUGGAGGAACAGCACGAAGUGGACCAAGGGGAGCAGUAUGGAGCCCUUGAAGAGUCUGACGAAGAAUCAGACCCAGAUGAUUUCAUUGUUGAUGAUAGUGGGCAACCUAUUGGAAAGAAAAAGAAGAAAGGACAUAAACACAGAUACACAGACUCUGCUCUACAAGAAGCACAGGAUAUCUUUGGACUUGAUUUUGACUUUGAUGAAUUUGAAGGAUACGGUGAUGAUUAUGAAGAAGCAGAAGAGGAGGAAUAUUCUGAGUACGAGGAUGAGGAAGAGGAAUUAGAAGAAGGUGGAGAACAGAGGAGAAGACAGAAGAGACCUGGCAAGAAACGAGCUCCAAAGAAGAGUAUUUACGAGGUAUUUGAGCCAAGUGAGUUGGAGAGGGGUCAUUUCACAGAUCUUGAUAAUGAGAUCAAGACAGCAGACAUUCCAGAGAGAUUUAUGUUGAGAACGGUUCCUGUGACUGAGGCAGCUGAUGAAGAGCUUGAGAAAGAAGCUGAAUGGAUCUACAAACAAGCCUUCCUAACACCAUCAGUAUCAAAUCAGGAAUUUGGUGAUCAAGGUGAUGGUUAUGGUGGAUCAAGUGGUUAUGAAAGGAAACCUCCAAAAACAAAGAAGAAAAUCAGAGAAGCCCUCCUGUUUAUGAGGAAUCAACACUUUGAGGUACCAUUUAUAGCUUUCUACAGGAAGGAAUAUGUAGAGCCAGAGCUGAAUUUCAAUGAUCUCUAUAAGGUCUAUCAUUGGGAUGCAAAGUGGUGUCAAUUGAAAGCAAGGAAAGCCAAUCUCUUGAAGCUCUUUGAGAAGAUGCAGACUUACCAGUUUGAUACAGUAAUGAAAGAUAAAGACUUUGAUGCAGAACUCCCUGAAGAUUUCAGAGCUCUUUCCAACCAAGAUAUUGAAAGGCUGAAUGCUGUUGAUUCUACAGAAAGCUUGAAGGACGUCUACAUGCACUUCUUGUUAUACUAUGGCCGAGAGCUCCCUAAGAUGCACAAUUCACUUAAAGCCAAACCCAAAGAGAAGAAAAUGAAGAUGGUGACGGUCAAGAGGAAAGUGAUGGUCAAACGAUGGAGGAAGAAAAAGAAGGAAAAAUCCCCGCACAAAGAACGAAGGAUAGAAGAUGAUGAUAGUGAUGAGGAGGAGGAUAGUAACAAGAAGAUGGAUACAAUGGAGGAGAAGGAGAAAGAGGAUGAGGAGAAGAUGGACACAGAGGACGGGGAGAAGGGAGAUGAGGAAGGUGGGGAGGAGAAGAAGAAAAAAGAUGAGGAGGAGGAUGAUGGUUUCGAGGAUGGUGAGACAAAAGAUAAGGAAGAAGGGGAGGAAGGAGAAGAAGGAGAGACAAAGGAGAAGGAUAAAGAAGAUGGAGAGGUCGCUGAGGAGGAAGAAAUGGAGGAGAUUGAGGUGGAGACAGAGGUGGAAGAGGAGAUGGAGGUGGAGGCUUCCGAUGAUGAGGAUGAUGAAGAAGGCGUGGUGACUAGCUAUGAGAUCAAACAAGCCAGCAGGAAAUCAAUGUAUGCUCUCUGUCAAGAUGCUAAACUCACUGGUCUGGCUGCCAAGUUUGGAUUGACUCCUGAACAGUUUGGUGAGAACCUGAGAGAUAAUUACCAGAGGCAUGACCCUGAACAACACCAGGCUAGUCCCUUAGAGGCAGCAUCAGAGUACCUUUCAAAUAAAUUCAAGGAUGAGGAAGGUGUUCUGAAGGCUGCAAGGUACAUGGUAGCCCUUCAGAUAGCACACGAUCCUCUGGUCAGACAGUGUGUUAGACAGACAUAUUAUGAGAGAGCCAAGAUAUCGGUCAAACCUACCAAGAAGGGGAUCAAGGAAAUUGAUGAGAGUCAUCCCAUCUUUGGAAGCAAGUACCUGAAGAAUAAACAGGUGAAGGAUCUAUUAGGAGACCAAUACCUGAAGCUAGUACAGGCAGAGAAAGACAAACUCAUCACCAUGACCAUGUCUAUUGAUAUGGCACAGGCAUCAAGUACGUCCUACACGUCUGCUACUUACUUUGAGGAGAUGAAGCAGUUGUACUACCUAGAUGAGUUCCGUUCUGAGGUACAGGCCUGGAACAAAGAAAGGAGUGGUGCCCUAGAGAUGGCCCUUAAGAGUAUCCUCUACCCUCAACUUGCCAAAGAACUCAAAACAAAGCUUAUUGCUGAAGCUAAAGAAGGCAUAAUCAAGCAAUGCUGCACAAAGAUGUUCAAUUACCUGAAGGUGAUGCCAUUACAAGUAGAUCAACCCAUGGAAGAAGAUGAAGAUGAUUACUUGGAUGGAAACAGUAGGAUGGGACUAAGGGUUAUGGGAUUUGCCUUCACAAGUGCAAUGGACAGUGCAGCAUUCUGCUGUAUGCUUGACGGCGAGGGAGAAGUGACAGACUUCCUUCGAUUGCCUCACUUCUUGAGACGAAGGAAUGCCUUCUGGCAGCGAGAUCGUGACCUCAAGGAAGCCGACGUAGAAUCACUGAAGACAUUCAUCUCAAAUCAGAAACCUCAUGUUAUAGCUGUAGCCUCGGAAGGAAGGAAUACAACAUCUGUGUUACAAGACAUCAGGGGAUGCAUUGAGGAUCUGGAGUCGGAACAACAGAUGGCGCCAAUCAAAGUUCAAUUGCUCGACAGCAAUGUGGCUGUUGUAUACCAGGCUUCCAAGCUAGUUGAGACGGAAUUCCGUGACUACCCACCAUUACUACGUCAGGCAGUAUCAAUAGCGCGUAGGUUACAGGAUCCGCUGAUUGAGUUCUCUCGAUUAUGUAAUCCAGAUGAUGAUCUCCUUUGCUUGAAACUUCAUCCUCAACAGGAAGCCGUGAGCCAAGAUGAACUGAAGGAGGCUCUUCACCAAGAGUUCAUCUACAGGGUCAACGAGGUGGGCGUCGACAUCAACAGAGCUAUCUUACAUCCUCACACAGCCUCUCUCGUUCAGUUUAUAUGUGGACUUGGUCCCAGGAAAGGAAAUGCUUUAGUCAGGACCCUGAAGCAGAAGAACCAGCGUUUAGACAAUCGUAAUCAACUAGUAACCCACUGUCAGCUUGGUCCUAAGGUCUUCAUCAACUGUGCUGGAUUCCUCAAGAUAGAUACUGCUUCAGCUGGUGAUGGUGCUGACGAUACAUACAUUGAAGUCCUUGAUAGCACCCGUAUCCACCCUGAGACAUAUGAGUGGGCCAGAAAGAUGGCUGUAGAUGCCUUAGAGUAUGAUGAAGCUGCUGAUGAUGCAAACCCUGCAGAAGCACUGGAAGAGAUUCUAGAGAAUCCUGAUAAACUCAAGGAUCUGGAUCUGGAUGCCUUUGCAGAGGAACUUGAAAGACAGGGAUAUGGCAAUAGGAGUAUUACAUUGUAUGAUAUCAGAGCUGAACUGAACAGCCGUUACAAGGAUCUUAGGACGCCUUUCCAUCCGUUCACUCCUGAAGAAGCCUUCAGUACACUGACAAAGGAAACACCAGAGACAUUCUAUAGAGGUAAAAUGGUAACAUGUGUAGUGACUGGUAUUGCAAGGAGGAGACCCACCAGGGAGAUGUUAGAUGAUGCUAAUCCUAGUAAGAAUGAUGAGACAGGAUUAUGGCUAUGUCCAUUCUGUCAACAAGAUAACUUCUUUGAACUCAACGAGGUAUGGAGCCAUUUCGACACAGGUAACUGCCCAGGUCAGGCAGUAGGGGUCAAAGUUCGUCUGGACAAUGGCAUCAUGGGAUUUAUUCACACCAAGUUCCUGAGUGACAGCAAGGUCAAGAAUCCUGAAGACAGGGUCAAGAUUGGUAUGACCCUCCAUGCUCGCAUCAUGAAGAUUGACAUUGAGAGGUUCCAGGUGGAUCUGACAAGCAGGAGCUCCGAUCUCCAGGAUCGUAACGGAGAAUGGGCACCACCUCGUGAUACUUACUACGACUAUGAAGCAGCUGAGAUGGAUAAGCAAAAGGAUGAAGAUGAGAAGAAGAAGGCUGCAGCAUCCAGCACAUAUGUGAAGAGGGUUAUCGUGCAUCCAUCCUUCCAAAAUAUCACCUAUAAACAAGCUGAGAAAGUGAUGAGAGAGUCGGAUGUAGGCGAUGUCAUCAUAAGACCAAGUAGUAAGGGAGCUGAUCAUUUGACGGUGACAUGGAAAGUAGAUGAUGGUAUCUAUCAGCAUAUUGAUGUACAAGAAGAAGGGAAAGAUAAUGAUUUCAGUCUGGGAUCAACAUUAAAGAUUGGAGAAGAGGGAUUUGAGGACUUGGAUGAAAUCAUAGCCCGUCACAUCCAGCCGAUGGCAGCCUUCGUACGAGACGUCACCUCUCAUAAAUACUACCGGGACGUAGAAGGGGGUAGCAAGGAACUCAUGGACAAGUGUCUCGCUGCUGAAAAGAAGAAGGCACCAAGUCGUAUCCCAUAUUUCAUGUGUUUCUGUAAAGACUAUCCAGGCAAGUUCCUGUUGUCAUACCAGCCACGAAGCAAAGGAAGACAUGAGUAUGUCACUAUUACACCUGAUGGGUAUAAGUUCAGAGGUCAGAUGUUCACAACAAUCAACUCUUUACAUCGCUGGUUCAAGGUUCAUUUUAGAGAUCCAAUACCUGGUAUGAAUGUGACUCCAACACCAAUGAGUACUCACAGGACACCCAUGUCUGUUGCUCAUGAUGGCACACCUUGGCAAACGGGCACACCCAUGAUCCAAAAGACCGGUACCACAUUCACAGGGGGUAUGUAUGCCACGCCCAGUGUGCUUCAAGGUACCCCUCGACAGACUCCAGGCCGUCAGACACCCUUGACUGGUACAGCAGCAGGUCGCUAUGGGUAUGGCUACCCCUACACUACUCCACAGAAUAUCACUACACCUGUUGGUGCCACUCCUUCGUACCAGGGAAUGCGCACCCCUCAGGGAGGUGUAGCCCGCACCCCACAGGUCAACAGGACCCCCCAGAUCAACCCCGCCCGUACCCCUUCUGUGGCUGGCAUGACACCCCAGGGCACACCCCAGUACCAAUCACGCACCACUCCUCGCCAGUCAUGGGGUGGGAGUACUCCUACACAACAGCCACAACAGGCUCCACACAGGAGUGCUGGAAGAACACCACAGAGGAGUAGUGGUAGCAGCAGUAGCCGUGAAAUGCCACGUACUGGAGGACCAGUGGACUGGGCCCAGCAAGCUGCCCUUUGGGCCAAACAACGCCAACAGAACCUGCGAAGCCCAGCCGUCCAACCUAGCCCAGCUCUACAUGAACCUAGCCCAAUGUCCAUCUCAAACACCCCUGCACCCAGCCAGGGAGGCGGAGAUUCAACACCCCUCAUUGAUGAAGAGAUUUGAAUGUAUUGAUGUUUAUGGACCUCAUGAAGCUCCAUUGAAUAGCCAGUACCUGCAUUGCGUGUACUAAGACUCAUUUCAAUCUCAUAUCCCUGUGCCGAGUGAGGGAAGUGGGAUUUCAACGCCUCUCAUUCAUGAAGAGAUUGUACCACUGUUUGUAGACUGCAAAGCUCCAUCAUAUGCAUUUGGUGACCUACUAGGCUUUGGACCUAGCUUUAUGUCAAUCACAAAUACCCCUGCACCCAGCCAGGGAGUUGAAGGUUCAGUUGCCUUUAUCGAUGGAAAAGCAUUUUUCAUGGCCAGGACAUUUGUGCCAUUGUGUUGAGGAUAUCAGGAUGUCAGUUUUGGCAUAAUCUAAGCCUAAUA
Molecule: messenger RNA, 6241 nt
Organism: Lytechinus variegatus (green sea urchin)
Lineage: Eukaryota; Metazoa; Echinodermata; Echinoidea; Temnopleuroida; Toxopneustidae
Gene: supt6h
Product: transcription elongation factor SPT6-like
Exons: 38
Coding region: 194-5878 (1894 amino acids)
Biological process (GO): transcription elongation by RNA polymerase II; positive regulation of transcription elongation by RNA polymerase II; mRNA transcription by RNA polymerase II
Cellular component (GO): transcription elongation factor complex
Molecular function (GO): histone binding; nucleosome binding; DNA binding
Source: RefSeq, a predicted model, not a curated record